Molecule: messenger RNA, 3099 nt
Organism: Plasmodium falciparum 3D7
Lineage: Eukaryota; Apicomplexa; Aconoidasida; Haemosporida; Plasmodiidae
Gene: ARP6
Product: actin-related protein ARP6
Source: RefSeq, a predicted model, not a curated record
AUGUCAGCACCUGUCAAUAUAGACAUACCAAAAUUAAUUUUGGAUAAUGGGGCUGGUUUGAUAAAAGGUGGGAUACUUCCGAGUUAUUCGCAAAUAGAAGGAUCAUUGUGUGAAGAAAUAGAACCUAAAUUCAUUUUACCUAAUUGUGUAGGUCAAAUAAGAAAAAAGAAUAUAUUUCAUAUAAGUGACAGCUGUCAGAGCAUAUGUGAAUAUUUUUGUCACCGUCCUCACGUGGAUGGUUUGUUGUUAGAUUUGGAGUUGGAAACGAAAAUAUGGGAGAAGAUUUUUUCAUGUAGGAACACUGUAGGAGGGAAAAUAAAUGAAAUGGGUUUGUGUGUUACUGAAUCAUAUUUAACACCUGCAUAUAUAAAACAAGGAGUAAUUGAAUUAUUAUUUGAAUAUUUUAAUAUGAAUCAAAUUGUAAUUGUUUCCUCUCAAACAAUGUUACCAUUUUCUUAUAUAGGUUUAAAUUUAGGACAGUAUGAUAUUUUAAAUCCCCCAAUAUAUCGUAGUCGAUCUUCCAUAACAAAAAAAGUUGAUCAAGUAAUAAAAAGACGACGAAGAAGUGAAAAUUGUGAUAUAGACAUGAAUAAAUUGGAUUCUUCAAAAGAUAACAUGAUGGAGAAUAAUUUGGUUACGGAUAGCGUUAUAAAUAUAAAGAAGUUAGGAUCUAUGGAUAAAACAAAUGAAGAAAAUGUGAACAGUAUGAACAGUGUGAACAAUGUGAACAAUUUUAUUGAUGAUAAUUCUUAUGAAAGUAAAAAGAUAAGACUUUCACAGGAAAGUGUUGAUCAUAACAAAUUUAACGAAAAUAAAGGUGAUCCUAUUAAUAUACAAAAGGAUAAUGUGUUUGCUCAAGAUGAUGAUAAAAAUAUUGAAGAUGUUGAAAAAUAUGAAAAUAGUGGGCAUACUUUUGAAAAAAGACGUUAUAAUAAAAAGAACACAAAAAGUGACGUAAAUAUAUUUACAAAUAAACAUAUAUAUUUAAAAAAUAUUGAAUGCUAUAAUAAGUAUUCACACAAACUAUAUAUAGAUGAUAAAUAUCAGGGUGAUAAUUGGGAAGAUUUUUAUUUUAAUUCCUUCUUUAAUCUAAAUAAUUAUAAUAAUAACAACAUUUAUGAUGAUGAUAAUAAUAAUAAUAAUUAUUUAUUUGAGGGUUUAAAGACUCAUGCAAAAAGCUAUAAAUUUAAUAACAACAAUGUUGUGAGAACUUUAUAUGAUAAUAAUUAUUUAGGAAAGAAUUUUUCAAGACAAGAUCCAAAUUUUAUAAUCCCCGAAAAAGUGGAUUUAUAUAGAAAUUAUUAUGGUAAAAAUUUCCAGGAUAUUAAGAUGUUUAAAAAAAAUUAUAGGAAUAAGUAUAUAAAUAAUUUUUAUAAAAAUAUAAUAAAUGGAAAUUAUAAUUUAUCUUUAAGAAAUCCAUGUGCCUUAUAUAUAGACGUUGGGUUUUCUCAUACAUAUGUCUUACCAUAUAUUGAAUACAAAUUAAUUGAAUAUGCUGUAUUAAGAACAAAGAUUUCUGGAUCUAUUUUAAAUUCUUAUCUAAAAAGUACCCUUUCUUAUAAACAUGUGAAUUUAGAACAUAACGAAUUGUUAGUAGAAAAUAUUAAAGAAAGAGCUUGUUAUGUCUCAUUAGAUUAUUUAAAGGAAUUAGAAAAAGAAAAGACACGAUUAGAAAAUAUAAAGAAUCAAAGGAUCAAGGACAAACUUGACAUGCGCGCUGAAAUAUUAAUGAAAGAAUUGGAAGAAGAAGAAGCACAAGGGAAAGGGGAAAGAGAUAAAGAGAAAAAAAAGGAAAUGGAUACAAAUAUGGAAAAGAAGAAGAUGAAAAAAAAAAAGAAAAAAAAAGAGAGUGAUUUAUUAACAAAUUCACUUGUUAAGGAGGACGAAUCAAACAGUACAAUAAAUGAUAUGAAGGUAAAUGAAAAGGAUAAUUCAGAUGUCACUGAAUACAAAGAAAAUUCGAGUAAUAGUUAUGACAAAAAGAUGAAUAACAUAUUAACAAAAAAGAAAAAUGAUAGUUGUGGUUCUAGUUUGAGUGUUAGUAAUAAAAGUGAUGAUGACAUGUAUAUAAAAAAAAGAAGAACUUGUAAUGUUGAAGAGGGAGGUGUAGAUAUUACAGAGGAUCAGAGUUAUAUGAGUGAUUUGAAGAGUAAUGUGAGUGUUGAUAAAAGUCGUAAAAGUAGUAGAAGUAAUAUAAAUGUAGAUAAAAGUUAUACAAAUGAUGAAGACAAUAAAAGUAAUUAUAAUAAUAAUAGUGAUGAUAAUAAUAAUAAUAGUGAUGAUAAUAAUAAAUAUAGUGAUGAUAAUAAUAAAUAUAGUGAUGAUAGUAAUGAAUAUAGCGAUGAUAGUAAUAAUAAUAAUAAUAAUAAUAAUAAAUAUAGUGAUGAUAGUAAUAAAUAUAGUGAUGAUAAUAAUAAAUAUAAUAUUGAUAAGUGUAAUGGGAGAAAAAAUAAAAAAUUACAACCACAUUUAUCAUACCAAUAUAAAUUAAUUGAUUAUAAUAACGUAUCAAAACGUCAAAUAAAUAAAGUGUUCAAUACUUUGAAAAGUAAUUAUAACAAUAAUUGUAUUUAUAUAGAUUCUGAUUAUGAUUAUAAAGAAGAAUUUUCUAAUUUCAUAAUUGAUGAUAAAGAUGAUAAUAUGAAUAUAAAAGAUAUGAGUAUAAAAGUAGGAGAUUCUUCAAAAGGAAAAGAAGAUGUUAUUAAUUUAACAAAUGAGAGAAUAGGUAUUCCAGAAAUUUUAUUUAAUCCACAAGAUAUAAAUUUAGAGCAUUGUAGUAUAGUUGAAUUAGUUUAUAGGUGUAUUUCAUUAUUACCUAAACACAUACAAAAAUAUUUUGUUUCGCAAAUAUAUAUAUCAGGAGGAUCUACAAAGUUUCGAAAUUUUAAACACAGAUUAUAUAAAGAAUUACGACAAGUAUUUCCUUCGGAUUGGGAUAUAAAUAUAUAUUCACAUAAAAAUAGUUUAUAUAGUAAUUAUAUUGGAACAUAUGUAUGGUUAAGUGAUCCAAGUAUAUAUAACUAUAAUGUUAUAACAAGAGAGCAAUAUUUUAACUUUGGUAAAGAGUCUAAAGUUUGGAAUAGGAAAAAAGACGCAUAA